GUUAUUUGUCGCUUGCUGUCGCCAGUUGCUGGGCUGGACUAGAAGUUGAGGUGUGGAAUUGGUUUGUUUAUCGUUGGUUUGGAGAAGUUAAUUCGUAAAGUAAAAUGUCGUUCUGAUGUGAUAUUCGGUGCAUUACCUUUUUUCUAAAAAUAUUAGAUUUGUGUUUUUUGUGUGGUGAUAACAAGUGAAGUUUUAUGUGUUAGUUUUUAAGUGGUUGGAGCUACGUUGUUUAGCUUGGGAGGUGGACUUCUGAACGGAGGCUCUGUUGGAUUAUAUACCACACUCACAUUCCAAGGUGGACGGUAGAAGAUGUCGCACCACAGUGAUGACACGAUGCUGAUCGCCACCUCCGACUCGUUCUGGGAGCCGAAUAAUUUCAAGCGUACGACCAAGCGCAUAGAGGAUGGCUACAAACUGUGCAAUGACCUGAUGACACUGGUGCAGGAACGGGCGGACAUUGAGAAGGCAUACGCUAAGAGUCUCAAGGGCUGGGCUAAAAAGUGGAAUGACAUCAUAGAGAAGGAUUCUUGGCCAGAGUAUGGGACGACGGAAGCGGCAUGGAAGGGUGUGCUGGUGGAAGCUGACAGACUCUGUGAACUCCACCUCAAAGUCAAGGACAACCUGGUCAACGAGUCCAUACACAAGGUCAAAACGUGGCAGAAGGACACAUACCACAAGUCGAUGAUUCAAAUCAAAGAGAGGAAGGAGAUGGAGGACGCAUUCAAGAAGGCUCAGAAACCAUGGGCGAAGCUGCUGGCAAAAGUGAACAAGGCGAAAAGUGACUACCACACGGCUUGCAAACAGGAGAAGAGUGCCAGCAACCAGGAGAGGAAUGCCACCGGAGACAGUUCCUUCUCCAUGGACCAGAAGUCCCUCCUCAACCACAGCUUCACUCUAUUGAUCACUCCUCCUUCCAAAAAGCUCAAAAAGGUGAAGAAGAUGCAGGACAGGGUCCAGAAGUCGAAGGAAGAAGUUCAGAAAGGGAAGGAAAAGUACGAGCUGGCCUUGCAGGAGCUGAACGCCUACAACCCCAAGUACAUGGAGGACAUGACGGUGGUGUUCGACAAGUGCCAGGAAAUGGAGACCCAGAGGCUUCAGUUCUUCAAAGAAACACUUUUUUCGAUACACAAGUGUCUCAACAUCUCGCAAGACCCUGACCUACCGCAAAUCUAUGAAGAAUUCUACCACACAGUAAACAAUGCAGAUCACGAGAAGGACCUGAAAUGGUGGUCCAACAAUCACGGGGUCAACAUGGCCAUGAACUGGCCUCUGUUCGAGGACUACACGGAGGAGUUCCGAGACAUCGCCAAGGGCAAGUCCAAGGAGGCUCUCCCGGCCGGCAGCAUCACGCUAAUCAACCAACGGCCCGUCGGCGAGGACACUCAUGAAUUCCCACCAGUGAACCACAAGUCGUCCAAUAAGAAGGUCGCCCCAGUCUCGACUCAAGUGUCCACCAACAGAACAAUCUCAACAGAGAGCUCCGAGAGCAAGAAGUCGGAAAAGAUUGAGAACAACGGAACCACCACUACUCUCACGAAUGGUAAUGGUACGACGACAAGUAGAGAAGCCAACCCAUUCGAGGAGGAGGAGUGGGAUGAGGAGGGCGGAGAUGCCCUGGUGGAUACGGGAGAGCCUGGAGUGCCGGUGAAGGCUCUCUAUGACUACGAGGGAGCGGAGAGCGAUGAACUCAGCUUCAAGCAAGGGGACCUGUUUGAGAAGCUUGAGGAUGAGGAUGAGCAGGGCUGGUGCAAGGGCAGGAAGGACGGGAGGGUGGGCCUUUACCCUGCCAACUACGUGGAGCCUGUACAGUAGUGGGACAGAUUGUGCGCACGGGAACAUCACAUUGCUCGUUUCUUGUUGAUUCUUAAACUUAAUGUGUCUUUUAUUAUUGUAUUAAAUUGAUUCACGCAAUAAUUUUUGUUUCACUCUAGAAAGUAAACGUAACGUAUAAUUAAUUAAUUGAAGUAUUGAGUACGCCAAUGUACCAAGUCGCAAUUAUUAGUUUUAAAAGUUUAUUUUGGAUUAGUUAUCGCCAUUUUGAUUUAGAUUUUCUUCAUACCAAAAAUUUGACAAUAAUAAAAGUUGUUUUAAUAUUUUAAAUUUUAUUAUUAAAUAAUAUAAUUUGGAAGUAUAAUAAUCAGGAAUUACACUUUUAUUGAGUUUUCUACAAUCAGUAAUUUUUAAUAAUUAUCAAUUGGAUUCAGUGUUUUUAUAUGUAUGUAAAACAUUUAUAUACUCAGAUUAGAAGCUUUCAUCAAAGAAAAUUACAGGCUGUAAUUUGUAAAUUUCGUAUCAAUACGUAAUAUUUUAACUAUGAUCAUUUGUUUGAAUAAUUAUUAAAUACACAAUACGUAUACACGUAAAUACUAAAAUGGCUCUAGCUAUAAAAAUAAAUCAAUAUUAUUUUUAUAUGUAUCUUUUAUCUUUUAAAUAAACGUCUAAGAAAUAAAGUAUAUCUUCAUAAAGUAAGAAUAUUGGCAGCUUACCAUACAUAAGUAUAUAAUAAGUAUUUCUGUAAUUUUAUUUUCUUUUGUUAUGUUGUUUAGUACUUAUAAUUUCUUUGUAUAAAAGUAUUGUUUUAAUUAUGUGUUUUAUGAAUAGUGUAAAAUAAGUCAUAUGCAAUGAUAUAUUUCUUUACAGUUUUGUUGAUUAAUUUUAAAUAUUUAUUGUUGAAAGCCAAGGUGCGUUUAUUGUAUUGUAAGAUGUGCUCAAGGACACGGUCUAUUGUAAUUAUAUAUGUAUAAAGCCACUCCCAUAUUAGAUAGGUUAUGAUAAAAUAAUAAAGUGUAUUUGUUUAUUUUUAUUUUUGUUAAUCCCCGGAGGGGAACCGUGUUCCAGGUUGUGUAUUUAUUUUUAAAAUAUUGUACACAUGUAACAUAAUUUUAAAUAAUAAAUCCGUUUCUAGCUAUAAUAAAUGUUUAUGAUCUUUA
This is a messenger RNA of Homalodisca vitripennis (glassy-winged sharpshooter), 2930 nucleotides long. It is a transcript of the gene Synd, whose product is annotated as protein kinase C and casein kinase substrate in neurons protein 1. NCBI's taxonomy places the organism in Eukaryota, Metazoa, Arthropoda, Insecta, Hemiptera, Cicadellidae. The transcript has 12 exons. The record is from RefSeq and is a predicted model, not a curated record. Gene Ontology annotation, biological process: plasma membrane tubulation; regulation of endocytosis; cytoskeleton organization. Bases 310 to 1812 code for a protein of 500 amino acids. Gene Ontology annotation, molecular function: protein binding; phospholipid binding. Gene Ontology annotation, cellular component: plasma membrane; endosome; cytoplasm.